This is a messenger RNA of Dacryopinax primogenitus, 1382 nucleotides long. RefSeq lists its product as uncharacterized. Gene Ontology annotation, cellular component: MIS12/MIND type complex. The transcript is spliced from 4 exons. Bases 30 to 1235 code for a protein of 401 amino acids. Gene Ontology annotation, biological process: mitotic sister chromatid segregation; cell division. The record is from RefSeq and is a predicted model, not a curated record. NCBI's taxonomy places the organism in Eukaryota, Fungi, Basidiomycota, Dacrymycetes, Dacrymycetales, Dacrymycetaceae.
UUCUCGACGGAUCGAGAACCCAGGACUCGAUGCAACCAUUACCGGUCCGCGAUACUCCGAUGAUAAGCAAGAAUAGGGAGCUGCGGAAAGCUACACAGGAGCGCAGGAGGAGUAGUAUGGGUAUGAGGGGCCGAAGAAUCAGUAGCGGUCUAGGUGAUGAGCCUUCAUUCCCGCAUGCGAAUCUCCCGCACGAUAUUUUCUACAAGCAUAUCCACUACGACCCGGAAGUUCCUCCUGCCGGACGAAUGCGAACCCUUCUCCAAUGGUGCACGUAUCGAGCGGCCCAGCUAGAAACCACGCCAGCGGCCGAUGUACAAACCAUAAAGCGGGGAAAGAAAGCCGAUGUCACUCUCACAGCUGAUCUACCCACAUUAUCCCCUGAUGCAGUGAAGCUGGUGAAAGACAUUCAAGAGGACGUGUUUCGCAUGAUCGCCACCAAUCAAGUUGAUACCAGCACUUUUUCGGCACGGCCCGUUGGCCAAGGCGGGGAGAAGCUCAAGGUCAAUGAGCAGAACGAGCGAAACAGAGAACGAGACGCAGCAGAUCAAGCCUAUUUCGAACAAUGCAAGCAGGAGGAGUUAUCUUGGACAUCUUUGAUUCAGUCGUAUAAUACAAUUCAAACGACCGUUCUCAAAUCGAUCCAGUCCCGCAUGGCUGAUCCGGCUUCUCAAAGCCCGCAAACACUCAACGUAGCUCAGUUGGGUGAGUCAUCUCGCCCAGCAGCCCAAGCAGCAACAGCAGAGCUGGAAGAGAGUGGACAAGGGGAGACUGAAUUAGAAGCGAAACUUGCCGCUUUACAACUAAAGGUCGACACAUUACAUCAAUCUGCACACGUUCUUUCACAACUUGCGCAUCGCGCCGAACGACACCUGUCGUCUCACCAGGUUACCCUUCGAAGUCGACAUCAAGCGCGAAGUGCACCGUUACCGCCUCUCACAGCGCCGUCCACCCUCUCCUCAGCUAAUCCGAAUGCACCACUGUCAGGGUUGUUGUCCGCCGUGCGACCCGAUAGACGCGACACAAUGGCGGAGGGCCAAGACGAUCCCCAACUUCUGCUGAAGGCACUGGCAUCAAAGGAUGUGGAACGCCAGCGAAAGGAAGAAGCUGGGGAUGAUGAAGCUGAACGUCGGAGGGAAGGAAUGGCAGAUCGGCGAGUCACGGCUGUUCCUCCCACGCCGAGGAGGCAACCUGGGACACCAGGUCGAAGAACCACGCCAGGCCGUUCAAGAGGUUGAGCGGUGGGGGGUGAUGCGUCUCCGUACGAUUGAGGUUGUUUCGGCCCAUAUAUAUACGUUCCAUUCCUAGGACUGAUAUUUUUUUCUACUCCCCCUUGGGUGAUUGUUGUUCUUACGAUUGUAACACGCUUGUAUUAUUUGGACCAG